Parasteatoda tepidariorum (common house spider) is the source of this 5552-nucleotide messenger RNA. Its product is annotated as NEDD4-binding protein 2. Gene Ontology annotation, cellular component: nucleus. Gene Ontology annotation, molecular function: endonuclease activity. The record is from RefSeq and is a predicted model, not a curated record. NCBI's taxonomy places the organism in Eukaryota, Metazoa, Arthropoda, Arachnida, Araneae, Theridiidae.
CGUAUUCAACUCAAGGGUUUUUAAAUUAGUGUUUAGAUUAUACUGACAAUAACUACAACUUUCUUGAUUUCCACAUCCAGUCACAUAAUAAACAACGUUUGUCCUCUUGACGUUUUUGUGUUGUAAACAUGAAUGUUGUUUAUUUACUUAGGCAUUUUUCUUCUUUUAUUAUAAUUUUAAAUCAAUCUUUAUUUUAUGGUUCAAUAAAUAGUCACAAAACUUGAAAAUGCCGAAAAAAUCAAAAGGAAAAUUCAAGCCCUAUUGCAGAACCAUGCUUAAUUGCGAUGGAGCUGAAAUCUACAGAAAUCCUUCUGUUGCUUUGGAUGGAACUGAUCCCAAGAUGUCCCUUAAGUAUCUUAAAGAUAUAUUUCAAGGAAAAAUUGAUGAAGAUGUCAUAACUAUGGUGUUUUCUGAAUGUGCUUAUGACGUGGAGCAAGCUGUUGAAACUUUAAUGAAGCUUAGUAAUACUGAAGAUACGACUAGCAUAUCAUCAUCAGUUAGUGAAGAUUCAAGAAACAGUGAGAACUAUGCCUCACAAGUAUCAGAAGAUGAAGUAUCAAAUCAAUCUAAAGAAGAUUCUAAUUUAAAGGACAGCUUUUCUAAGUAUCUUUCUAAUGUAGGAAGUGUCGAUUCAUUCUCUGCAACACCAAUAAAUGAUUCAAUGUAUGCUUCUAAGAUAAAGACACAAAUGCAGGGCACUUACCCUUCAAAUGUAAUGUUUCAGGGACAAAAUAUGGGAUUUCCAUGUCCAUAUCAGUCCAUGCCUCAGUAUAGUAAUUUUUAUGAUCCUUGUCUGAGUUAUUGUCCUCCAAAUGAGUCUCAUAAUUUUCCUCCUAGUGGUUACUCUCAGCAAUUUUCAUCUGCACCUUACAUGAACUAUGUUCCGCAAUUUGUAACGCCUUUUGCAAGAAACUCCUCCUCUGCAUCUUUAAAGUCUCCUGAUAAAAAAGAAAAUUUCACCAAUGGUAGUUCUAAAAGCUCAAAUCAAGUCAAAUCUCCCUUUAAAACCUUUGAGGAGAGAAAUAAGAAGGAUAGUAUUUAUAAAUCAAUUGUUAAAAAAAUAAAAUCAAACUUGCGUGUUUUGAUUAUUUUGCGAGGUUUACCAGGCAGUGGUAAAAGUAGUUUAGCUAAAAAACUGAAGCAUUCUGGUGUUAUAUUAAGCACGGACGAUUUUUUUGUGCACAGAGGUAAAUAUAUUUUUGACUGUACAAAACUUGAUGAAGCCCAUGCUUGGACAAAACGGCGUGCACAAAAAGCUUUUGUUGACGACAGAUCUCCAAUUAUCAUUGAUAACACUAAUACAGAAGCUUGGGAAAUGUUUCCUUAUGUUGCCUUUGGUAGAAAAUAUGCUUAUGAAAUAUUUAUUUUGGAACCAAAUACUCCUUGGAAGUUUAGACCCAGAGAUUUGUCGUUGAAAAAUACUCAUGGUGUUCCAAAGGAAAAAAUAAAGAAAAUGCUUGAAAGAUAUCAGCAUAAUGUCACUGUAGACUCUAUAAUACAACAUUUAGAUAGCUUAAACAGGCCAGCAGAAAACUUAUCUAGAAAGAGUAUUCCAUCACAAAUAGAAGACAUUGAAAAGUACCAGCAAAUAUUGUUAGACAGCGUUUCUUUCGAAGCCGUCAUUCACCAUGAAGAACCAUCUAAGGCGGAUGAUGUUCCAAUGCCUUUGCAGUCAGAUCAGCAAUUUAAUAGUUGUACUCAAAAUUUUAAUGAAGGUUUGUUAGACGCAAGGGAAAAUGUAAAUAAUGUUGAGAGUAUUGUCUCUGACAAAAAUCUAAGGAUUUCUAAAUGUGAGUCUUUAAAGAAUUUGAAAAAAUUUACAUCUUUAGUUGAAAUUGAUAGUGAGGAAACACAAAGUGCAAGUUCAUUGGAAGAAGUUACUCCUCCUCAAGACAAAAAAUCUAAGAAUGAUAAUAUUUUAUCUACUUUGCACUCUGAGCAGCAACCCUUUGAUUCUCCUAAAAAUCUAAAUGGAUCACUAAUUGAUGUAAGCGGAAAUAAAACUUUUGAUGAAAUCUCCCAUAAAGAGUUUAAUGUUGGUGGAGAUAAUAGUAUAAAAAGUUUAGAAGAAUUAAAAUCAUUAGUUGAAGUUGAUAGUGAAGAGACGCGUAGUGCAACCUCGUGCGAGGAUGCUGAUUGGGUUGAUAUCACUGAACAUGAUGAAGAUUUUUACUGGAAAGAUGUUUCUCAAAAUGAAUUAUCACUAUCAUUUGUGACCGAUUAUGAAAAUGAACCUGAAGACCAAAAAUGUAAAUCUGAUAGUUUAGAGCAUGAUUUAAACUUACAUUAUGAUACCAACAAUGGUAAUAAAAUAUCUUCAAAUUUAACCCAUGACAAAGUAAACCCAGAAUCAGAACUGAGUGAGAAAGUUAAAAGUCUCAGUUUUGUUGAAGAAAUGUUAACUAAAAAUUCAAAUCACAUUGAGUUUGGAAAUGAGAAUAGCCCUCUUGAUUUGAGUUGUGUUAAAGUUACAAAAAGUAUAUCUCUGAAUAAUUUAAAUAAGCAUAUAAUUUCUCAUCCUGAAUCCAAUAUAAAAAAUAUUAGCGUUGAUUCAGUGAAUAAGAAUGCAGAUAAAAUAAGCUGUUCUCUACCAAAAAGUUUUCCAUACGUAAAUCAGCCAAUUUUACUAAAUUUUAAUUUAAAUGAAACAUCUCUGAAUAAUCAAACUUCAUCUAAAGAUAAUGUAUGUGCAAAAAAUGAUAAAACAAAUGGCAUAAAUUUAAGAAAUAAGAACCUACAAGAUAGUAAUUAUUUGGAUAUUUCAAAAGCUCCGAAUAGUGCUUUAUUUACUGACAUUAAUGAUGAUGCUAAAAAAUUAUUCCCAGAGUCUGAAUCAUUUAAAAAGGAUUCUACUAACAAAUAUCGUUUUGCAUCUUUAACACCUUCCAAAUCGCUUGAAAUUUGUGAUCCUAAGCCACCAAGGUCUAACAAAAGAACUAACUCAUCCAAAAGUCUUGAUAGUUUUGACCAAGAUAAACAAGUAUCCAAUUCCUUUAUGCUAGAAGAAUGUCAAGAAUGGGAAAGUGAAAAUGACCAUGAAUCAAACCUCACAGGUAGUCAUCUCGAGAUUAUAGAUAUUUUGCCACCAGUACCAAAACCUCCAAGAAAAAUCUUGGAUAAAAAAGAAAGUAGCAUUGGAGAAUUUAUUUCAAAUACUUCUGAAAAUUCUAUGGAGAUAGAAUCUAAGAAUAAUUUACCUGAAAAUAAAAAUUUAUCUAAUGUUCCUGAAAUUAAAAGAAGACCCUAUCUAUUUAAAGAUGCAAGUUUGCAUAUAGAUACAGAUUGGAAAUUUCCGGAAUUCAUACCCAGCCAUAGUAAAAAUGAUGACAUUCUUGUUGACACUACUGUUGAAGUUUGUGAAACAUCUACUCUCACAGAGCCAUCGGACUUUGUAAUCAUGCAGAAGUUAGAGGCAGGAGAAUAUGUCUCGAUGAAUUAUAAAAUCUUAAUCCCUUCCCUUGACUCAAUAUGUUGGCAAGAUACUAAUGAAAUGCAUUUUGAAAGUAGUGAAAAUAUAUCUCAAGUGGCAAAAUUUGAAAAAAGUACAAGUACUGAUGAUUUAGCUUUAGAAAUUGAAAAAUCAGAGAAACUAAAUCGUGUCCAAGAAUGCUUUCCUGAUGUUUGUGAAGAUGAUCUGUUACACCUUUUGGAUUUGUGUCACGGAAAUGAAAUUUGGUUGACAAAUUUGCUUUUAGAUUCUGGAUAUAAAUACAAUUUUACAAAUGUUAAUAAUGAUGCUACGAAAAUAGAAAAUAUUGACUCGUCUAUUACCGAACCAUCUCUUCCCAAUGCUAGUCAAUCCAUCAUGAAUAGUUCACUAAAUUUCCAAUCUAAUCAGUCAAGCCUUGACCUCAAGGAGAAGAAUGUUAAAUCUGAUUUUGUAAUUACUAAUGAAAUGUAUGAAAACUCAUCACCUAUUAAGCACAGGAUUCCUUGUCAAUUGAUGACAGAUGAUAAUUGCAAAAUUAAUUCUGAUGAAUCAAUUUCACAGUCAAAAUCUGACAUGACUUCUAUAAACAAUUUGCAGCUUUCUCUUGAUCCUGCUUUUGCUUACCAGUUAGAAGAACUUUUCGGUCCAGUUGUUGAAAGGGAGUGUAAUGAUUUCUUACUGCCAUGUCAAAGAAUUGUUCAAAUAGAUAUGAAAACUGCUGAACUUAUUCAUAAGUUGUGGAAGAAUAGUAUGGAAAAUGAUGAAAACCCGCCUGAUUCAAAUGGAACUAUAAAUAAAGACUCAAAAAAGAAAAGGAAACCGAAGCAAAGUAUUCUUAGCAAAGUUACACCUUCUCUAUCAGAACAUAGUGUUAAUGAGCCUCUAACUCUAACUGAAAUUAUGGAUAUGGAAUAUGCGUUAGAGCUUCACAAGAAAGAGAAGUUAAAGAAAGACAUAGACUUCUCAACUAAAUUAAAAAGGCAAGAGUUAUAUAAUUUGUAUCCUGGGGCUGAUCCAACUGCUUUGGAUGAAAUAUUUGAGUCUAACAACUACUCUAUAGUGAAUAGUAUAAAGGCAUUGGGGGAAGAAAUGGGAGAACAGAAGAUGGUGAUACAAGAGAGUGUAAUGGUAAACUACAAGAAACCUGUUGCACCUGCCCAGAAACAGGAAAAUAUCUUCAAUGAUUUUGUUAAUUCUGAUUGGAAAAAAUGGGUACAGUAUACGAAUUCUGAUUCUGGUAAAGAAGGAAUAAUUUCAUCUGCACCAACAAUUUCAUCAGAAGCUCUAGAACUGAGGCAACUUGCCACAGAUCAUUUCAAUCAACGUCAGUACUUCAUACAAAAAGCAAAAGAUGCUUUUCAUAGAGGAAUGUCGGAAGUUGCUUCUUUUUAUUCUCAAAGGGGUAGUGAACAUCAACAAAAAUUCAAAGAGAUAAAUAAAAUGGCUUCCAAAUUAAUUUCUGAACAGAGGAAUGAUUCCUUAUCUGCACAUGUUCUUGAUUUGCAUGGAUUGUAUGUACAGGAAGCAAUACCUCUUCUUGAUAAAUUCAUUCGUAAUUGGAAACAAGCAAUGCAAAGUCCACAGCAAACAAUUCCUCAAUCUAUUUCUGUUAUAACUGGUCAAGGAUUGCACAGCGAAAGAGGGGCAAAAUUGAGACCAUCUGUUAUGGAGUUCUUGAAAAAGACUGGUUUGGGCUUUUCCGAGGUUCAUCUUGGUGUUAUAGAUAUAUUCUUGAAUCCUGGUUGAAAAGGUUAGCAGUUACAUUAGCAAAGUUUGAUUUCAUUUGAAAAUUGUAAAUUAAUGUAUUUUUUAAUUUAUGUAAGUAAUGUAAUUAAUUGCAAUUUAAAAUGUUGAUUGUAAAAAAGGGCAAGUUGACAGAAAUUUAUUUACUUAUGAUGGUUAGAUGCUGAUGUGUUAUUGUUCAGCUAUAUGAACUUUUUUGACAAGAUGUGCAUGGGUAACUCAGGUAUUAGUUCUUAGAACAAAUUAAAGAAUAAUGUAAUUAUCUUCACUUGAUUUUAACUUUCGUUUUCAUCAGUAUUGUUUCCUUUACUUCAUUUCUUUUUCAAUUUUAAUUAUUCCUCAAUUUGCAAAAUAAUAAGUAACUGUUAUAAUACUGUAA